AAAUAGAUCACCCAAUUGACGAUUCUCAUUCUCUCCAAACUGAAGCACUCUCCUCUCGCUCCUCCUCCUCCUUCAAUCUCAACCCAGAAAUGAUCCGAAAACUAUCGGAUCCGAUAAGCCCAUUAGAGAGAAACCCACAAUCUCCUAAAGGGUGGAAGAAUCGUGAAUCGGAUUGUAUUGGGCUUCGCAUAGUACUAGUGGACAGCUCGUUGGAGCUCCAAAAAGGAUCGGACACGGUAAAAUAUCAUCACGUAUCGGUUCCGAUAAGUAUUGGUGUGAACAAAAGAGGUGGAUUUGGGUGCGAUUGGAGAUGUUGUGAUGAGGGUAGAUCGGAGAAACGUGGAGGGAUUUUUUGUGGGUCGCCGACGAUGGAGACUGAAGAUUUAUCGGGUUAUCGGAUUGCGGAUUUUCUCAGCUUUUGCUAUUUGUGUAGGAAGAGAUUGGAUGGGAAAGAUAUCUACAUGUAUAGAGGUGAGAAAGAUUUGUGGGCGUGAUGCCGAU
Molecule: messenger RNA, 501 nt
Organism: Asparagus officinalis (garden asparagus)
Lineage: Eukaryota; Viridiplantae; Streptophyta; Magnoliopsida; Asparagales; Asparagaceae
Exons: 2
Coding region: 90-494 (134 amino acids)
Source: RefSeq, a predicted model, not a curated record